This is a messenger RNA of Ceutorhynchus assimilis (cabbage seed weevil), 1166 nucleotides long. Lineage: Eukaryota; Metazoa; Arthropoda; Insecta; Coleoptera; Curculionidae. The record is from the annotation of a GenBank genome assembly.
GUUUUUGUUUAUUUUUAAACGUAAAUAUGAAAAACAUGUGGGGGAAAAGUUUGGAGAAUUUUGAAAAGUACGAAUUUGCAAAUGCUAGCAAAUUUUUCAGCACUAAAGGAUGGACUAAAAGGCAAGUAACUAGAGGAUAUAAGUUUUUUACCGAACGUUAUAUCCACAAAGUGUUCACGGCCGGCAAGAAUGUAAAAGCGUGCUGCUAUCGAAGUCAAAAGAAAAAUUUGAAACCUCACAGCCUUUCUAUGUCUUUCCAAGAAGUCGACGAGUUGUUAGAGUUAAUAGAAGCUCAUUGCAGUUGUGAAGCUGGCAACUCGGAAUCAUGCAAUCACGUGGUUGGACUAGCCCAUUACUUGGACGAUUUAAUUCGCAGAGGUUGUACUGUAAUACCCGAUGAUGAAGAGAUGUCCUGUACAUCACUUCCCAUGCAGUGGAACAAACCCAGAGGUGCAAAAAUUUUACCGGAAAAAGUGUGCACCUCUGUUUUUGCAAGUCCCAUUAAUACGGAAAGGAAAAAAGAGCCUGUCAAUCGACCUUUAGGCAUGUCAGCCCCUCGAGGUUCAGUCCUGGAACUCAUGGAUCAAGGGUUUUCCAAGACAUCAGAGGUGCAGCCUUCUUCAAACGAGCGCAACUUACCUAUUUCCUUACCCAAUUUGCGUUCCGAUGCUGUAAAUAUUUUGCUAAGCUUACCACCUGUGUAUCACAGUAGUUUGGAGGAAAUAACUUUUGAACAUUCCGUUGCCAUCGAAAAAGCUACAAGAAAUCAGUCAAAGUGUAAAAUGUGGAAGGAUUUGCGCCGAUUGCGGUUUACAGCGUCAAAUUUUGGUGCAAUAUGUAAGCGGCGUUUGUUUAACAACCACUUCUUGGAAGGAUACAUUCAAGGACCCAAGGAUAUCUCGAACAUUGGAAGUGUGCGGCAUGGCCUCGAAAAUGAGAAUACUGCCAUACGUUUGUAUUUGUUGCAAAACACAAAUGUAAAAUAUUUCAAAUGUGGUCUUGUUGUGCACCCGUAUGCUAGUCACUUAGGAGCUAGUCCAGAUGGUAUAUAUACUUUACAAAGAAGGCAAUUGGGGAAUAUUAGAAGUGAAAUGCCCCUGCACCCGAAAAGCAGAAAGACUGUCCGACUAUUUGAAGAUGCCAACGUUUUGCUUAAAGGAAAAUGA